Molecule: messenger RNA, 347 nt
Organism: Dendroctonus ponderosae (mountain pine beetle)
Lineage: Eukaryota; Metazoa; Arthropoda; Insecta; Coleoptera; Curculionidae
Exons: 2
Coding region: 36-347 (103 amino acids)
Source: RefSeq, a predicted model, not a curated record
AUCAAGACAUCCUAAUAUGCGGAAAUUGCCGCGAAAUGUUCUCCGACCUCCACGACUUGUUGGAACACAAGAAAAACUACUGCAAACUUAGAUUCACCUGCAAAUGCGAAAGCAGUAAAACGCGGUCUUCAAUAGAUGAACAUUCAACAGCAGCACUCUUAUGCGUGCAGUGCAAGGAUGCGUUCCAGAAUGCUUGGGAUCUGAUGGUUCAUGCCCAGGCAGCCCACAUGAUCAACAUCUAUGAGCUGGGAGUGCCCACAAUUGGCAACUGCUCAUCUCCCCCCAUAUCGCCUAGGGAUAACAACACGCCAGACAAGGUAAGUGAAAGUUCAGUCAGUUUUUAUUGA